GCUGUCACGAGAAUCGGAGAGAAGUUCGCUGCUUUCUGUGGAAAGGAAGUGUUGUUCUUGAAAAAUUUUGUAUUUAGUAAUUAACAAAAUGAUUUUCGAAAGGAUGAUUAGUGGAAACAUUUUUCGUAAAAUUAGACAGUUAGAAUCUAUUUCUAAAACUAGUAUAUUUUCAAACACUUGCAAACCACUUCAACUUGUCAGAACAUCAACAAGUUCAUCUGGUCUUAAUAGAUGUUUAAAUUCUAAUGUAAUAACCAAUGGAAGUAAUGGUUUCCUAAGGAAGUUCCCUGCAACCACAACUGUUGGUCUACAACAAACUCGUAAUGCAGCUACACCUACUGGUGAUCAUGUAAAAAUGUGGGUUUUGGAAAGAAUUGUGGCUAUGGCACUUCCAAUUGUUAUGCCUGCUGCAUUCAUAAUGGAAAAUGCAGCCCUUGAUGGACUUAUGUCUGUUUUAGUUGUAAUGCAUAUGCAUUGGGGUUUCGAGGCCAUGAUCACAGACUAUGCACGUCCCAUUGUUGUUGGACCAAUAAUACCAAAAGUUUUGCAUAUUUCAUUGAUUUUGCUUUCAGCAGUUACUCUGGCUGGACUAUUGGUACUUAUACAUAAUGGUCCUGGUGUUGCAAGAUCUAUUAAGGAUUUCUGGGCAAUUGGCAAACAAAAAUCUUCAGAACCACCACAACAUUAGUUGUUAUUAUCAGCUUUUUAAUAGGCUGUUAAUAUGUUAAUU
Dufourea novaeangliae is the source of this 730-nucleotide messenger RNA. It is a transcript of the gene SdhD, whose product is annotated as succinate dehydrogenase [ubiquinone] cytochrome b small subunit, mitochondrial. Gene Ontology annotation, molecular function: heme binding; ubiquinone binding. The transcript has 4 exons. The record is from RefSeq and is a predicted model, not a curated record. Gene Ontology annotation, cellular component: membrane; mitochondrial envelope. Bases 89 to 688 code for a protein of 199 amino acids. Gene Ontology annotation, biological process: tricarboxylic acid cycle; mitochondrial electron transport, succinate to ubiquinone. Lineage: Eukaryota; Metazoa; Arthropoda; Insecta; Hymenoptera; Halictidae.